UCAGCUCUCACCGACAGAGGUUGUUUUGGAGGAAGUGAGCAGACGUCGGCUAGCAGAUAGCACGUUAGCUUGACAGGAAAGGCAAGCGUCAACGGCAACAGGGCGAAGCAGACCAUCGUGCCAAAUCGCCUCCGUUGAACGAAGCGAGACAUCGGCAGUGGCAGGUUUGGCUGUGACAAAUAGCGAGCUGCGCAGCUACCUAUCGGAGGGGAUUCGGCUGUCGACUGUUUAAACGGUGUGUUUUCCUACGGCAGACAUUUAUAGGAGCCGUUAGCUUGUUAGCUAGCCUGCGCGUUAGCUAACGCUUCCAACCGAGGCAGAAGAAAAGUCCAGUCUUGAUAUUUUUUUUUCUAUCGCAGGAUCAUCGCCCAGCUGUGGCACAAUGACAUCAAGGAAGAAAGUACUACUCAAAGUCAUCAUCCUUGGAGACUCUGGAGUUGGGAAGACCUCGUUGAUGAACCAGUAUGUGAAUAAGAAGUUCAGCAACCAGUACAAAGCCACAAUAGGUGCUGAUUUCCUGACGAAAGAAGUCAUGGUGGACGACAGACUCGUCACGAUGCAGAUUUGGGACACAGCGGGUCAGGAGAGGUUCCAGUCCUUAGGAGUAGCGUUCUACCGCGGAGCAGACUGUUGCGUCCUGGUGUUUGACGUGACGGCGCCCAACACCUUCAAGACUCUCGACAGCUGGAGGGACGAGUUCUUGAUCCAGGCCAGCCCCCGAGACCCGGAGAAUUUCCCCUUUGUGGUGCUGGGCAACAAGAUCGAUUUGGAGAACAGACAGGUGACAACCAAGCGAGCACAGGCUUGGUGUCAAAGCAAGAACAACAUCCCAUAUUUUGAAACCAGUGCAAAGGAGGCAAUCAACGUGGAGCAGGCCUUCCAGACUAUCGCACGCAACGCCCUGAAACAGGAGACCGAAGUGGAGUUGUACAACGAGUUCCCUGAGCCGAUAAAGUUGGACAGGAACGAGCGAGCCAAGCCAUCAGCGGAGACCUGCAGCUGCUGAGGGCCCCGAAGAUCUUUGAGGGAGGGGGGAUGGGGGCGCUGUCUCUGCCCUCACUACCCUUUCUUGCCUUGUCUAUAUAUCCCUUAUCCCAUGGCCCACUGUGUUAAUCCCUAAAGCCCAACAUACAGGCAGCGUCCCACUCAUCGAGUGUACUGCUACAAACAAAACACACAUUUUCUAUAAAAAGUCUCCCA
Messenger RNA from Pungitius pungitius (ninespine stickleback), 1200 nucleotides. RefSeq names its product ras-related protein rab7. Gene Ontology annotation, molecular function: GTP binding; GTPase activity. Lineage: Eukaryota; Metazoa; Chordata; Actinopteri; Perciformes; Gasterosteidae. Gene Ontology annotation, biological process: endosome to lysosome transport; phagosome-lysosome fusion. Gene Ontology annotation, cellular component: lysosome; phagocytic vesicle; late endosome. The record is from RefSeq and is a predicted model, not a curated record. Bases 383 to 1006 code for a protein of 207 amino acids. The transcript is spliced from 6 exons.